Molecule: messenger RNA, 1907 nt
Organism: Punica granatum (pomegranate)
Lineage: Eukaryota; Viridiplantae; Streptophyta; Magnoliopsida; Myrtales; Lythraceae
Source: RefSeq, a predicted model, not a curated record
CACGGAGUAUCGAUUUCAAAUUUGUGCGUUGAACCUAGGAGCAUAAAAAUAUCCAAACUAUCACACAUCUGUUGUAGAAUUUUUUGUGUCGGAAGAUAUCUUUUUCUUUCUUUCUUUCUUUCGUUCUUUGUUUCUUUCUUUUCCGGAUGUCGCGUGAUAUUUAAUACGACAUUAGUUCGGCCUGUUUCUGUUAAUCAAGUAGCAAGAUCACAGGAGGACAGAAAGAAAACGAGAGGACCCAUCUAUGGCUUGAGAAAUGUGACCAGAAAAAACUCACAAAUAGAACUAUCGUCUGGAGUUAGCUUCCCGAAAGGGAAAGUAAAAGAUUUUUGUUUUGGGUUUGAUUCUCAGUCUUUCCACCCAAAAAGCUGAUCACGACACAUUGCAGUUUGCUUCUCACUCAAAACAAUGGAUUCCCCCCACCAGCACCCAUUUAUCAGUCCCUCUCCUCUAGGACAGGACUAGAAAGAGAGGCAGAAAGCACAGGAUCAAGGUCGGUCGGGGAUCGAGGUUUCGAGUUGAUCACUGAUGGAGGAUUUGGAGUUUGUGGUUGAAGCUCUGAUGAAUAAUGGGGACAGAGAAGCUCAGGUCGAGGCGGCCAUUAGGAUCAGGGAGCUCAACAGGAAGCAGAGGCAUGAGUUGGCUGAGAGAGGAGCGAUCGGACCUUUGAUCUCGAUUCUUCGUACUCAUGGCGGGUGCGAGGAGGCCAUUGAAGCAGCGCUCUUUGCCCUGCUUGCUCUUGCAUUCGGCAGUGAAAGGAACAAAGUUAGGAUUGUGAAGUAUGGAGCAGUACCGGUGCUGCUGGAUCUCUUGCAAAGCCAGAGCGAGGUGGCAGUCGAGCUCUCAGUGGCAGCGAUGAUGAUCCUCUCCUCUUGCUUGGCAAACCGUCCAGCGAUCGCAUCUUCCGAGACUGUAGGGAUCCUAAUUGCGAUCAUUGGAGAUACCGGUCACAGUGAGCAAUCCCAUCUCGACACCAUCUCUACUCUCCACAGCCUCACUAAGGUAGAGCAAACGAUCCCCCUCAUUGUCGCCCACGGAGGAGUUUCUUCCCUUGUUGAGUUCAUAAUCGCCAGUGAGAAGUCAUUGGAGGCGGUGGAAAAAGCCGUGGUGCUGCUGGAGGCUGUUGCAGCAUCCUCAGCCGAGGCUGUGAUCGAAACAGCCACAGCAAGCGGCGGGAUCCAAGCGCUGGUUGAGGUCGUGGAGGAAGGGACGCCACAGGCUAAGGAGCACGCGGCCGCUGUCCUUCUGCUGGCCUGCCAGGGCAGCCACCAAGAGGGGUGCCGGGAGUGCAUCCUCCAGGAGGGGGCUUUGCCGGGCCUGCUGCAGCUGAGCGUGGACGGGAAACCAAGAGCCAAGGAUAUCGCUCAGAGGCUGCUGCUGCUGCUGAGGGAGAGGGUGAGGGACCACCAAUUGGAAUGUGGCGGCGGGGCGGCGGGGAAGAGGAGGCCGAACAAGAAGUGCUGUUCGAAGAUGGAGUUAGUGGAGGAGAUCAUGAGGGAGAUAGACACGGAUGGGGAGGUAGUGGUGGCGGCGACGCUGAGACUGGUGGAGGAGAUGGUGGCGAAGCUGGGGCACGACCGGCCGGCGGCAUCACCUGCCGGCUCUCGUCUCCGCUUUGCCCACAUGCUUUCAGGCAGACUCUCGAUUCGGUCCAGAAGAGGCAGCUGAUCAAACUAAAGAGACCAAAUUGAGAUCUAAACUAUCGGGGUAAAAAUGACAUUCCCCGAUUGUUGCUGGUGGGGUUCAGUGUUCACUUCCUAGUUCUUGAUUUCUUGUACAUAUGGGUGAUCGUUUUGUGAUUUUGGAUUGCUUUAGGAUGAAAGAUUCAUUCAUCAGCACGAUUCAUUUGAUUGUUGUGGAACGCAGAAAAUCCAUUUAAGGGGUAGAGACACUUCUUGAUUAUUUGA